AUGCCUCCAGCACACAAGAACCAGGCUUUGCGCCCGGAAAACGUGUUAAAACGUGCCGAGGACCUUAUUGGUGUCGGCCAGAAAGAUGCUGCUCUCGAGGUGCUUUACGAGAUGAUCACCUCCAAGAGAACCAGAUACUUACCAGUGGAGGACUUGGAACCUAUUGGACUUUUGCUUAUUGAGUUGGCUGUCCACUUCAGAAAGGGUAAGGUCGCCAAGGAUGCUUUGCACCAGUACAAGAAGAACGUGCAGAUGUCUGAAAACGGUUUGGAGUCUGUCCAGGUGAUUGUGAAGAAGUUUAUUGAAUUGGCUGAGGGUAAGUUGAACGAGGCCCAGACCAAGGCUGAUAUCAAGAUGGACCAGGAAGACGACGAUGACUUGGAGACUUCUCAGACCCCUGAGUCGAUCUUGUUGUCUGCUGUGUCCAACACUGACCUGGCUGACAGAACUGAGAGAGAGUUGGUUACUCCUUGGUUGAGAUUCUUGUGGGAAGCCUACCGUGCUGUUUUGGAUAUCUUGAGAAACAACUCCAAGUUGGAGGUCACCUACUCUGCCAUCGUCAACCAGGCUUUCCAGUUCUGUUUGCGUUUCAACAGAAAGGCCGAGUUCAGAAGACUCUGUGAAUUGUUGAGAGCUCAUAUGCAAUGGGUUACCACCCAGGCUCCAGGUAAGACUGCUGGCGCCAACGUCAAUGCUGUUGACUUGUCUGACUCCGAGACCGUCCAGAGAUACUUGGAGCAGCGUUUCUCCCAGUUGAACAUCUCCGUUAAGUUGGAGUUGUGGCAGGAAUCCUUCAGAUCCGUUGAUGACGUCCACACUUUGAUCACCGCCUCCAAGAAGACUCCAAAGCCAGUCAUGAUGGCCAACUACUACGAGAACUUGGCUAGAAUCUUUGCUGUUUCUGACAACACUUUGUUCCACGCUGCUGCCUGGAACAAGUUCUUCAACUUGUUCUCCCAGUCUCCUAAUGCUACCGACAAGGAGUUGAGCUACUACGCUUCUGUUCUCGUCUUGUCCACCUUGUCUAUCCCAACCAAGUCUUUGAACAUUAACGAGACUAUCGUUGACGACCAGAAGGCUAAGCACACCAAGUUGACUUCCUUGUUGAACUUGAGUCAGGUCCCAACCAGAGACAGCUUGAUCUCUUCUAUUGAGAACAAGAACAUCUUGAAGUUCGUUGACCCAGUCGUCAAGGAUUUGUUCGAGAUCAUGAGCGACACCGAGUUCCACCCAUUGACUGCCAAGGACAAGGUUGCCGAUGUCUUCAAGGUUAUCAAGGACGACAAGGCCUACAGCAAGUACAUCCCAACCUUGACCGAGGUUGUGGCCAUCAGAUCCUUCCAGCAGGUCUCCCAGAUUUACGAAGCCGUCAAGUUGGACUUCUUGGUGUCUUUGGGUGUUAUUGAAGGUACUGAGUACACUUUGUCCGAGUUGGAGGUUGAGGAUAUGAUCGUCAACGCCGUCAAGAAGGGUCACUUAUUCUUGACUAUCGACCACGAAUCCCAGGUCGUUACUUUCGAAUCUAACCCAUUCGAAGACUCCUACACUGACUCCUUGUCUUCCAAGUUGCAGGCCACUCCUGCCGAGUUGGUCAGAACUCAGUUGUCCAAGUUGGCUUCCGUCUUGGCUCAGUCUCGUGAGGUCAUUGACCCACAAUACGAGGCUCGCAAGGAGCAGAGACGCGAGACCGCUUUGCAGAAUGCUAUUUCCGAAUUUGUCAAGGAGCAAGAGCUGAUCGCCGACCGUGUCAAGGUCUUGGAGGAGCGUAAGAAGCUCGCCGAGAUGCGUAAGCGUGAAGAGGAGGAGAAGGCUGCUAAGGCUAGGCAGGAGAGAUUGGUUGCUGAACAAAAGGCCGAACAGGAGAGAUUGGUCCAGGAACAGGAAAGAAAGAACUUGGAGAGAUUGGAGAGAGAGAAGAAGGCUAUCGCCGACAGCAACAAGAGAAAGAUUGCCGAAGAGAUCAACGCCAAGGGUAUUAUUCAGAUCGACUUGAACAACUUGGAAGACUUGGAUACCGACAAGUUGCGUGCUAUGCAGAUUGAGCAGUUGAACAAGGACAGAAAGAACUUGGACGAGAAGUUGAAGGUUGUCUUCAAGAAGGCCGACCAUCUCGAGAGAGCUUACAGAAAGCACGAGUUGCAGUACUUGGCUGACGAGGCUGCCACUCAGAAGGAGAGAGACGUCAAGGCUCACGAGGAACUCACCAAGAACAGAAUCGAAAAGGCCCGCAAGGAGCACGACAGUGCCAAGGCCUUGAAGGAGCGUUUGACUCGUGUUGUUCCAGACUACUCUUCCUUCAAGAAGCAAAUUGACGAGCAGAAUGCCUCCAAGUUGGCUGAGUUGAAGGAACAGGCUAGAGAAGCAUUCGAACAGGCCAAGCAAGAGCGUAUCGAGCGCGUCAAGCAGCAGAGAAUCGAGGAAUUGAGAGAAAGAAGAGAACAGGAACAGCGUGAAGCUGAGGAAGCUGCUCGUAAACUGGCCAGAGAAGCCGAGAUGGAGAAGUUCCGUGAAGAGAUGAGAGUCCAGAAGGAGAAGGAUGCUGCCUUGGCUGAGAAGAGAGCUGCCAUGGAAGCCGAGAUGGCCGGCCAAUCCCCAGCCCCAGCUGCUCCAGCUGCUAAGACUUACACUCCACCAAGUCGCCAGGCCACCUACACUCCACCAAGCCGCCAGACCCCACGCCCAGCUCCAGCUGCUGCUUCUCAAGCCCCACCAUCGGAAGCCCCAGCUCCAGCUCCAGCCUCUGACAAGCCAUUGACGUUUGCUCAGAAGAUGAAGUUGAAGAGAGAAGGUAAGCUCGCCUAA
This is a messenger RNA of Candidozyma haemuli, 2802 nucleotides long. RefSeq names its product translation initiation factor eIF3 subunit a (gene RPG1A). Gene Ontology annotation, biological process: formation of cytoplasmic translation initiation complex; translation reinitiation. The transcript has a single exon. Gene Ontology annotation, cellular component: eukaryotic translation initiation factor 3 complex, eIF3m; multi-eIF complex; eukaryotic translation initiation factor 3 complex, eIF3e. The record is from RefSeq and is a predicted model, not a curated record. NCBI's taxonomy places the organism in Eukaryota, Fungi, Ascomycota, Pichiomycetes, Serinales, Metschnikowiaceae. The coding region runs from base 1 to 2802 and encodes 933 amino acids. Gene Ontology annotation, molecular function: mRNA binding; translation initiation factor activity.